Molecule: messenger RNA, 2149 nt
Organism: Caretta caretta (loggerhead turtle)
Lineage: Eukaryota; Metazoa; Chordata; Testudines; Cheloniidae
Gene: FAS
Product: Fas cell surface death receptor
Biological process (GO): negative regulation of apoptotic process; extrinsic apoptotic signaling pathway in absence of ligand; necroptotic signaling pathway
Cellular component (GO): external side of plasma membrane; membrane raft; CD95 death-inducing signaling complex
Molecular function (GO): protein binding; tumor necrosis factor receptor activity
Source: RefSeq, a predicted model, not a curated record
GGUGGCCGGCACAGCGCGGGGCGGGGCAGAUGCUGCAGCUGGGGACCCAGUGCUCGAUGCGCGCCCAGGGGGGACGGCGGCGAGGGCAGCUCCCCGGCGCCACGACUCACUUUCGCUUUGGAGGGCUUGCCCGGGCACCGCGCCGGCCGGCGGCAGCAUGAGCGCAGGGCUCCUCUUCCUCCGCCUCGUCCUCGUGUUUGGUUGGACUAUUGGAUCACAGUGGGACAGUGAUGUAUCUGCUGCACACACGAUAUAUGAUAAGCUGUCUAUAAAGAGGAAUAUUUCUAAAAGGGAACUUAAAUGUGGAGAGAGAGAAUACGCUGCAGAAAAUAUCUGCUGUAAGGAGUGUGCACCUGGUUCAUUUAAACUUGCUGAUUGCACAAACGACAACAAAACCUCAAAUUGUAAACCAUGUGAAGAAGGAUCAACAUUCAUGGAUCAUUACAAUUCCCUCCAUGUGUGCAGAAGGUGCAAGUCAUGUGACUCUGAACUUGGUUUCGAAGUUGCAGAAACUUGUACCGUCACUCAGAACACAAAAUGCAGGUGUAAACAACACUACUUUUGCAAUUCUUCUGACUCAUGUCAUCAUUGCGACCCAUGCAGCAAGUGUGAAAAUGGCGCAAUUGAAAAAGUAUGCACUCCGACCACAAAUACCAUAUGCAAAAGAAACUUCUGGUGGAUUUAUCUAGUGAUUGGAAUUGUCAUCGCUAUAGCAUCACUAUCAGCCGUAGCAGCGUACUGUUACAAGAAGAAACGGAAGGAUUUUGAUGUGAACAAUCAGAUGCUGUCUCGGGUUGUCCACAAACCACCCACCUCUGAAGUGGAGCCUCUUGUGUACACAGAUGUUGACCUGAGUGCCCACAUUCCUGCUAUUGUGGAGGUGAUGACGCUACCACAAGUCAAGGCUUUUGUUCGGAAGCAUGAAAUCCCAGAACCUGCCAUAGAGCAGACACUCCAGGACUAUAUAAAUGAUUCAACUGAGCAGAAAAUCAAAUUGUUCCAUAUGUGGUAUCAACAUCAUGGAAUGAAGGGGGCUUAUGAAAAUUUGAUCGUCAGCCUGAGAGAAUUAAAAAUGCGUGCUGUUGCUGAUAAAAUUGAGAAAAAACUGAAUGCGGUCACUUUCAGCAGUCAGGAAAACGGAAGAUCAAAUGUCAAUACUGCUGAGCAAAGCAGCACCCAUUCUGAUAGACAUAAUGUGUAGUCAGUGGAAAAAUAUUUCUAAACAGGUAAGUAUUAUUUUUAUGUUGUAAAUAACAAAGUUUUCAAAGACCGUUUCCUUCAGCAUUUCUACCUGAUUAAAGAAGAGGUGAGUGAACAAACACAGACAGCAUGGCUAACUUCUGGAAAUGCAUCGAUGUGCACUUCAGAGAUUGAGAUUUUGCUAUCCUUUGUAAAGGACUGGGAACAGAGAUUCUGGGAAGCAUUCACUAAAAAAACAACAAUAUAGGAGUUCAUGCAGAGGACUCACAAUGCUUCUGUGUGUCACACAAAAAAACUCAGCCAACAUUUUGGAAUGAAGCUUUAGUUAAAGAUUUAUGGUCCCAGACAAUGGAUGAUCUUUGUGUUUAGUUAUGCUAAAAUUAUGGUUUAUAGCUAUUUUCCUUAUGUAAGAGAAUGAAAACUCUGGCGUUACGUUUACAGUAUUUUCAGCAAACACACUUAGGGGAAAAAAAAGGAAUUCAAUUAUUUUAAAUUUAAAGACUAACUUUAAUGUAAUCUGUAAACAUGUUAAAGAUUUACUCACAUGAGAAAUCCCAUUUAAAGUCAGUGGGGCUAUUCACUUGUUAUGUAUUUGGAAGAUGAAUAUACUUGUUUUUAUAGAUUACUUUAAAUGAUACUUUCAGUUGUGAAAGCAUAUGAACAUGUACAUAUUUCAUGGAAGGCCCCAAACUAACCACAGAUGUGUGGGUGCAGAUUAUUGCCUUCUACGAUAAUCAUGAUGGUCCCUUCUGGUCUUAAAAAAAAAAAUCCGUGAAAUGAAAUGCGAUCUGUGCCUGUAUAACUGAAGGACAGAACUGGGUCCUCAAUUUUUAAAGGUCUGUCAUACCAACUGUGAUCUCUCCAAGGCCCAAAUGUUUGAUACUAGCUUUUCUAAUGCAAAGAUUUAAAGUAAGAACAAGCAGCAAUAAAAGAAGAGCUUGAAAUAGUG